AUGGCGGUGAACAGAAUAAGAGGCGCUUUCGCGGUGCCGAGGAAGGGAGAGACGUUCGAAUUGAGAGCAGGCUUGGUGUCUCAAUAUGCAUAUGAACGGAAAGAAGCCAUUCAAAAGACCAUCAUGUCCAUGACCCUGGGCAAGGAUGUGUCGGCGCUAUUCCCUGACGUGCUCAAGAACAUCGCGACCGGCGAUCUCGACCAGAAGAAACUGGUGUAUCUAUACCUCAUGAAUUAUGCGAAAUCACAUCCCGACCUUUGUAUCCUAGCUGUCAAUACAUUCGUCCAGGACUCGGAAGAUCCGAACCCACUGGUUCGCGCGCUCGCUAUACGGACAAUGGGCUGUAUUAGGGUAGAGAAGAUGGUCGACUACAUGGAAGAGCCCUUACGGAAAACCCUCAGAGACGAAUCACCGUAUGUCCGGAAAACUGCAGCUCUUUGUGUCGCAAAGCUGUACGAUUUGAACCCUGCAAUGUGCAUAGAGAAUGGCUUCAUCGAACAACUGCAAGAGAUGGUCGGCGACCCAAACCCUAUGGUGGUUGCCAACUCGGUGACAGCGCUUGUUGAAAUACAGGAAACCAGUCCGGAGACGAAGGCAUUCACCAUCACUGCCGUAACGCUGAAAAAGAUGCUGAUGGCCCUCAACGAGUGCACAGAAUGGGGUCGCGUCACGAUCUUGACCACUCUUGCCGACUACAAAGCGCAAGAUAUCAAAGAGGCGGAGCACAUUUGCGAAAGGGUUUCACCUCAGUUCCAGCAUGUCAACCCGAGCGUGGUGCUCGCUGCUGUAAAAGUCGUCUUUUUGCACAUGAGACAUAUUCCUGCAGAGCUUACCAAGUCGUAUACGAAGAAAAUGGCGCCACCGCUAGUCACGCUCAUAUCCUCCGCACCCGAAGUCCAAUAUGUUGCGCUCAGGAACAUCGAUUUGAUCCUCCAGAAGCAGCCCGACAUUCUGAGCAAAGAAAUGCGCGUAUUUUUCUGCAAGUACAAUGAUCCGCCCUACCUGAAGCUGCAGAAACUCGAUAUCAUGGUACGGAUAGCGAAUGACAAGAACGUCGACCAGCUGCUUGCGGAAUUAAAGGAGUACGCCAUGGAAGUGGACAUGGAUUUUGUCCGACGGGCAGUCAAGGCGAUUGGCCAAGUGGCCAUAAAGAUCGAAAGCGCAAGCGAAAAAUGCGUAAACACUCUUCUAGAUCUGAUCAACACCAAAGUCAACUACGUCGUACAGGAAGCGGUUGUAGUAAUCAAGGAUAUAUUCCGAAAAUAUCCCGGCUACGAAGGCAUCAUACCGACUCUUUGCCAAUGUAUUGAUGAGCUGGACGAGCCAAAUGCCCGAGCAGCUCUCAUUUGGAUCGUGGGCGAAUAUGCCGAGAAGAUCAACAACGCUGGCGAAAUACUUACUGGCUUUGUGGAUACCUUUGCGGAAGAGUUUACUCAAGUACAACUUCAAAUCCUCACUGCGGUUGUCAAGCUUUUCCUGAAGAAGCCGGAUCAGUCUCAAGGUUUGGUGCAAAAGGUCCUCCAAGCAGCAACAGCGGAGAACGACAACCCGGAUAUUCGCGAUCGAGCAUACGUCUACUGGCGACUUUUGUCCAGCGAUCCUCAAGUCGCAAAGAAUAUCGUCCUCUCCGACAAACCUGCAAUAACCAGUACCAUACAAGCUAUGCCGCCCCAGCUACUAGAGCAGCUUCUUGCGGAGCUCUCAACGCUCGCUUCGGUGUACCACAAACCCCCGGAGGCUUUCCUCGGCCAGGGUCGGUACGGUGCAGAAGCUAUGCAAAGAGCCGCUAUCGAGGAACAACAAGAAAAUGCACGCGAGAACCCGAUUGCUGCAGAUGCUGUCGCAGCGGCGGCUUCUGGAGGCCAGGCACCACCUCAAUCAAACAUCGAAAACCUACUCGAUAUCGAUUUCGACGGCUCUGCACCUGCAUCAUUACAGAAGCAGCCUGCUGGCGGCGAAUCAGGAUUAGAAGGUCUGGCUGGUACGCCUCAACGUGUUGCUUCACCUGCAGCAGGGAACGCUGCGCCUACAUCGAAUAUGGACGACCUGCUAGGUCUCUUCGGAGACGGUGGUGGAGGAGGGGCAGCACCUGCUGCCCCCAUGACCAACGACGACAUCAUGAACGGCUUUGCGGGCAUGGACAUAUCUGGAAACAACCAACCUCCGCCGCCACAACAGCAAUUGGGCGGACAAUCUGCACCAAAGAGCAACCAGGAUUUGUUGGAUUUGUUCUAG
Didymosphaeria variabile is the source of this 2235-nucleotide messenger RNA. It is a transcript of the gene APL2, whose product is annotated as beta-adaptin. Gene Ontology annotation, molecular function: clathrin binding. The transcript has 8 exons. Gene Ontology annotation, biological process: vesicle-mediated transport; intracellular protein transport. Lineage: Eukaryota; Fungi; Ascomycota; Dothideomycetes; Pleosporales; Didymosphaeriaceae. The record is from RefSeq and is a predicted model, not a curated record. Gene Ontology annotation, cellular component: membrane coat. The coding region runs from base 1 to 2235 and encodes 744 amino acids.